Messenger RNA from Cygnus atratus (black swan), 1969 nucleotides. RefSeq names its product WD repeat and SOCS box containing 2 (gene WSB2). The record is from RefSeq and is a predicted model, not a curated record. Lineage: Eukaryota; Metazoa; Chordata; Aves; Anseriformes; Anatidae. The coding region runs from base 122 to 1411 and encodes 429 amino acids. The transcript has 9 exons. Gene Ontology annotation, biological process: intracellular signal transduction. Gene Ontology annotation, molecular function: protein binding.
CGGAGGGCGGCCGGGGACUCCCUGCGGCCCGGCUGCCUCCGAGCGCCGGGGAGGCCGCGCCCAGCCCGGCCGGGGCCUGCGGGGCCUCCCCGGGGCGGGCGGGCCCGGCCGCGCCGCCGCCAUGAAGCCGAGCGCAGAGGAGCCCGUGCUGCUGGCGGAGCUGAAGCCCGGCCGGCCGCAGCAGUACGACUGGAAGUCGAGCUGCGAGACCUGGAGCGUGGCCUUCUCCCCCGACGGCGCCUGGUUCGCCUGGUCGCAGGGCCACUGCCUGGUCAAGCUGAUCCCCUGGCCCCUGGAGGAGGCCGAGCUCUGCAAAGCCUCGGAGCGCAAGGGCCACGGCGGCAAGGCGGAGGCGCGGAGCCGAGCGGGAGCCAAGGAGAAGACGCUGGAGUGCGGCCAGAUCGUCUGGGGCCUGGCCUUCAGCGCCUGGCCGGCGGCGGGGGACCCGGACGGUGCCGCGGGGCUGUCCUGCCUGGCGCUGGCCACGGGCCUCAACGACGGGCAGAUCAAAGUCUGGGAGGUGCAGACAGGACACCUUCUCUUCAGCCUCCUGGGGCACCAGGACGUCGUCAGGGACCUGAGCUUCGCUCCCAAUGGAAGCCUCAUCCUGGUGUCGGCGUCGCGGGACAGGACCUUGCGUGUCUGGGACCUCAGCAAAGAUGGGCGGCAGGUCCAGGUGCUGACGGGCCACAUGCAGUGGGUCUAUUGCUGCUCCAUCUCCCCUGACUGCAGCAUGCUCUGCUCGGCUGCCGGAGAGAAGGCGGUGAGUCCCACAGCGUGGCAGCCAGUCCCACUGAGUGCCACGUUCCCUGUGUUGCCCUUAUGUGAGAUGCCUCCAUGUGGGAAGGAGCAGGCGCUGCUGUGGAGCAUGCGGUCCUACACGCUCAUCCGGAGGCUGGAGGGGCACCAGAGCAGUGUGGUGUCCUGCGACUUCUCACCGGACUCGGCGCUCCUCGCCACUGCCUCCUACGACACCUGUGUCAUCAUGUGGGACCCCUACACGGGGGAGCAGCUGAGGACGCUGCGCCACGUCCCCCUGCACUCGGCGCUGGACUACAGCAGCGACGUCCACACCAGCUCCCUGCGGUCGGUCUGCUUCUCCCCAGAGGGCCUGUACCUGGCCACGGUGGCAGACGACAGGCUCCUGAGGAUCUGGGCGCUGGAGCUGCGAUCCCCGGUGGCGUUUGCUCCCAUGACCAACGGCCUGUGCUGCAUGUACUUUCCCCACGGCGGCUUCAUUGCCACAGGGACCAGAGAUGGCCACGUCCAGUUCUGGACUGCUCCAAGAGUCCUCUCGUCACUAAAGCACUUGUGCCGCAAAGCCCUGCGCACCUUCCUGACGACGUACCAGGUCCUUGCACUCCCCAUUCCCAGGAAGCUGAAGGAGUUCCUCACCUACCGGACCUUCUGAGGGACCAGAGGCACGCAGGCGAGAGCCCCCUGCCUCGCGGCAGGGCUGGCCUGGCUCACAGAGCACCGCUGGUUUGUCGUGCUGGUUUGUGAGCCGUGGGGCAGAAGGAUUGUUACUCCCCUUGUUUUGGGGCUGUCUGUGAACGUGGAGAUGUUUUUUUUUUUUUUGGUGUAAUAAUACUAGAACCCAGCAAAAGAAAAGCAUGCAGAGGGCAAGGGGCACAGUACAACGUGGGGGAUGGCUCUGGUGUCCCCACAGGGGACGCGAGUCCCCCUGUCCCCCUGCUAUCUGCAAGUUUUGGGUCAGGUGCUUUUGCUUCCAAGUGCAAUGUUGUGGGUUGAGGAUUAGCAGCUGCAGUCCGAGCAGAGCGUUUGUCGGUGCGAAGCGGGGGCCACAGCCAGCCCCCACACCAGCCCCGACGGGAUCAGCCCGUGCUUAGCUGCCGGAGGGGUGCGGGCUCUGCCGUUCCCGUGGUCUGGGCACGAGCUGGACAAACCUGAGCCGGUCUCUGCGGGCUGGGGGACAGCGAUGACAGAAUAAAAGAUGGUUGAUUCCUCA